Cladophialophora psammophila CBS 110553 is the source of this 660-nucleotide messenger RNA. RefSeq lists its product as uncharacterized. Gene Ontology annotation, cellular component: fungal-type vacuole membrane. The coding region runs from base 1 to 660 and encodes 219 amino acids. Lineage: Eukaryota; Fungi; Ascomycota; Eurotiomycetes; Chaetothyriales; Herpotrichiellaceae. The transcript is spliced from 2 exons. The record is from RefSeq and is a predicted model, not a curated record.
AUGGCAGCUUGGCGACUGCUUCUAUCUGCCUUUGUCUUUGAAGCUCUACUCUGGGGACUCCCGCUCUCGUUUGGGGUCUUCCAAAACUACUACACUCAACUUCCUCAAUUCAAAGAUGACCCUUACGUCUCUGUCAUCGGCAUCGUGGCAUCUGGCCUGACCUACAUGGCCGCCCCGAUUAUCAUCCCUUUCACACUGGUUGCAAGCGCAGGGUCCAUCCUCCUCCUUUGUCUUAUCGCAGGCUCUUUCGCCACAACAAACAAAACACUCGUGCUCACACUGGGAGUCAUGUAUGGCCUACGGUUCCCGAUCAACGAGUUCUGGAUCGCUCGACGGGGUAUGGCUUACGGUCUUGUAUGUGCUGCUUCUGGCGUCUCCGGUGCGGUAUUCCCAUUCGCGAUCGAAAAACUCCUCGUGCGAUAUGGCUUCCAGACGACACUUCGAAGUAUAGCGAACGGGUUAUUCGUUUUGACUGGGCCGUUGCUACUAGGUUUCAAGGGCCGCCUACCAGAGAGUGACCAAUCGCUCCUGGCAGGACCGAUUGGUCAUUCCUUAGGACGAAUCUGUUCUGGGUCUACAGUGCCAGCAACCUUGCACUGGGCUUGGGAUACUUGUUCCCGUCACUAUAUUUGCCCUCGUACGCAACAGCGAAUGGAAUGA